GUAUCCCAACCUCCAGUGGCUGGUGCGGCAUGAUGACGACGUGUACCUGCGCGCGCCAGCUCUGCUGGCACAGCUGGCGAGUCGGCCUCCAGUACGCUACUUGUGGGGGAUGAUUGACCACGGCUCCAGUCCGGUUCGAGAUCCGGAGCAUCAGCACUACAACUCCUACGACCAGUUCCCAAAGCAAGAUCACCCGUCCUGGGGAGAUAUCUUCCCACCCUACGCCCGCGGUUUGCUCUGGGCGAUGUCUGCUGAUCUCGUGGCGGCCAUCGUGGAAGCCUUCAAUGCAGAUGUGGAGGAUCGCGCAGGCGAAGUUCUUGGCGAGGCAGCUGCUAACACUGUUCCGCAUCCCGAUGAUCCAGCCGUGGGCGUGUUGAUCGCCGGCCUCGUGCAAGGCGGCAUGUCCAUCAACCUGGAUGAUCGCGAUUUCAACUCAUUCUCCCUCAACCCAUCCUGCAGCUGGGCCUGA
Molecule: messenger RNA, 469 nt
Organism: Symbiodinium sp. CCMP2456
Lineage: Eukaryota; Dinophyceae; Suessiales; Symbiodiniaceae
Source: the annotation of a GenBank genome assembly